AUGAGCGGCGCUGUUCGAAGUCAGCAGCAACAGGGAUCAGGAAGAGGCCGGAGACGACUUAAGAUACCCGUGGGCAGCCCGGUAUCCGUAAAUGCCGACCAGAAAGAUUCCUCGAUUUCCACUGCAAAACCCACUAACUCUAACCUCAACUCGGGGAUACUCACUCCCCUUCCUCUAGCUCAGCCGAAUCUCUUGCCAUCCUCCGAUGUUACGUUGGCAUCAGACAAGCCUUUGAGGGGAGCAUCAGAUACUUUGAAACCGGAGAAACCCAUCCAUCAACCGAUCUCAGCAACGUUCGGCAUUGCAGUCCAGCCUGCUCCUGUCCUCAAUGUCUCGCUGCCAGAUGCCAUUUUCCCUCUGCUUCCCUCCACAAAUCCACUGGCCGUUUGUAGGUACAUCGACAGCAUUCUGAGCUUUUGUGAGACACCGCAGCACCGGCUUUUGUAUCUUGCCAUCCGCUUUCGGCUGGAACUCAUCUCGACUGACGACAAUUACCAGUCGCUGUUUCUUCCCGAUGCCUCACCUUUUCUGCAGGAGUUACGUGAGCUAGAGUUAGCGCAGGCACACUCUAGUUCUUCUACACUAACUGCAACCAUGACUUGGCCACAUUCUACCCAGCAAGCCCCAGAUACUACCCUCGAGGACUAUAUGAGCUCACAUUCUAUACAAGAGACGUUUGAUUUCCUAAUAAACACGCGCGACUACUACAAUGCAUACCUUUUAGCAUUUUCCUGCUCAAACAAUGUCUGGAUUACUCAACUCUUCAGUGCUAGCAAAAGCGUGUCCCCCACAGUGCUUCGGUUUCUUAAUGACAUACUCCCAUCCCUCUCCUCCUCUGGUGUGCAGACCAGUGAUAUUGACGCCUGGCCCGCGGUGCUUCUUUGGUUUAUCAAGACAAUAAUACGUGCCCCCAAGGGAAGCUGGAAUCCAGAUUUCCUAGGUAUGCAGAGGCGCUAUUUUCUUAAGUUGCUACUCCACGGCUACAUACUCGAAGCACAGCUCUCUGGCAUUGCUCUUGGAUAUAUCUUAGAACCAGGAUCUUACACCACAUUUAUUCAAAACAAUGCAAAUCUUUUACACGCAUCUGUAAGUGCCCUCCUUAAUUUUAAACCUGCUACAGCCCUGCCAAACCAUAUGGUACAGGCAAUGUUUAUUAAUCCUCAACAGCCUCUUCACAGACAAAAGCUUAUGGCAUCCACAUCAUCCAUCGAACUCAGAACCAACAAUUUGCGUGUUAUCACACAAGUCUUUGUCGAGGACAUCAAGGAAAAGCAGCAAAUAUCUCCAGAGAUGCUCCUUCUUGCAGAGCUAGUCGAGUAUACACACAUGGCGACCUACUUCUAUUGUGCAGCAAAAGUUCGAGGAAGGUUCUUUCCGCCUGAACCCAAAAGCAUCUUCGACUCCAGUAUUCAUCAGAACCUUACUCUAUUUCCCCACUUGCUGCCAUACAAAGUUCACGAGAUACUUUCCCGUGGCUACGUUGAGCUAGCCCUACGGUUCCUGCAUACGCUACUGGUCAUUAUCCCCGAGCAAUUCACAAACACCCCGUUCGUCACAUCAGCAUACGAUAAUUGUACUAUCUUACCCUCAACUGGGAAGGCGUCACUACCUCCUGCUGAGAUUCUUCCCACAGCAAAUUUGGCAGAUGCAAUCGGAGUCACUAACAAUAAAAAGGACAAAAAAGGGCUUCAAUCGUUAACUACGCUUGUCUGGCCUGAGCCUAAAGUAAGAACGGUGAAAAUCGUGCCAACGGUCCCGUUCUCUGCAAUAUUACUUCCACUUUCACCUGUGGCAAUGCAUGCCUGGUCAGAGCUUACCAGAAUUGGAACAGAUAUUAAGUCCAGAAGAGACACGAUGCCUGAAACGGCGUUUAUUGCUCAUAGACUAUCCCGGCAGCUCUCGGAAAAGGUAUUUCUUCUAGGAGCUCUAACAAUACGUCAAUCUUGCAACAUCUCCACUAUAUCUGAAAGUGCCCUUCCAGGGUAUGACAGUGCAUCUGAAAUUCUUCCCUCUUGUAAUACCAGCAUGACGUCCGAGUGCUCAGGUGAGAACAAGCAACAGACGGAUGGGGGGACGCUUCUCAGCAAUCUGGGCAAAAAAGCGACGACAGGCCUUGGCAAGCUCUUCGGAACACUCGAUCCAGAAACAGACUGCAUCAUGGAGACUUCUUGUGCCAGGGAGUUACAAAGCACAAAUCAGUCCCAAUUCUUGCAGCAGCCGCUUCAGACCGGCUCACUAAACCCGUUCACCGUCACUAAACAGGCGCCCACCUCUCCCAGUAUCCUCCAUCACCCAUAUCCUCAUAACAGAUCCAGCUCAUGGCUUAAGGAUGUGUCAGAAGGCGUUGAUACUCAUGCAGGCCCGGACAUUUCUUUCUCAGAUGAGCUAGGACCACUUCAGUGUACACAGCCCGUUGUGCAGCCACUUGUAUCUAAGCUGUCUACUGAGACAUCGCCAGAUGUCGCAUUUUUCAACGAAGCUGUCUACCCUUCUAGCGCGUCUUCACUCGCGCUUUCUGUAGCAUCCACUAACAUACCAGUGCCACUGGCACCUCCUUCUGUGGUCACAUCAGUUCCUGCAGCUACGCGCGCUCCUGUUCCUCAAUAUGCUACAAUUGCUCGCCGAAAUGCGGUCAGAGCGCGAGCAGGACCGGUGAGACCUCCGACAAUGCUGAUUCCUACUUCCUAG
Giardia duodenalis is the source of this 2688-nucleotide messenger RNA. RefSeq lists its product as uncharacterized. The transcript has a single exon. The coding region runs from base 1 to 2688 and encodes 895 amino acids. NCBI's taxonomy places the organism in Eukaryota, Fornicata, Diplomonadida, Hexamitidae. The record is from RefSeq and is a predicted model, not a curated record.